CUUCAAAGGUGGGAAUUUGACGCGGUUUUUGUUUGGGGGAAUGAGUUUUGGAGGUGGGUCUUGAUUUUCAAAUUCUGGGGUGUUUUGAUUUUUAUGUUCUUUCUCACUCUUACACAUGUAUAUGCAUAGAUUUUGGUGUGUACAUGGAGGACGACAUUUCUGGAUGCGAGCUGGUUAGCUGCAAGGAGAAGAUACUAAGCUGGAUAGGAUGGCGAUGAGUGCACCUAAGGUCAAGCGUCGGGUGGGUAAGUAUGAGAUUGGGAGGACGAUUGGAGAAGGAACAUUCGCAAAAGUGAAGUUUGCAAAGAAUUCUGAGACUGGAGAACCGGUAGCUAUCAAGAUUCUUGACAAAGAGAAGGUUCUCAAGCACAAGAUGGUCGAACAGAUACAGCGGGAGAUUGCUACAAUGAAGUUAAUAAAGCAUCCCAAUGUAGUGCGCCUAUAUGAGGUUAUGGGAAGCAAGACAAAGAUCUUUAUUGUUCUUGAGUUUGUUAUUGGGGGAGAGCUCUUUGACAAAAUUGUCAACCAUGGCCGAAUGAGGGAGGAUGAAGCACGGAGAUAUUUCCAGCAGCUUAUCAAUGCCGUUGAUUAUUGCCAUAGUCGGGGUGUGUACCACAGAGACUUGAAACCAGAGAAUCUACUACUUGAUAUAUCUGGAAACCUCAAAGUUUCCGACUUUGGAUUAAGCGCGCUAUCCCAACAAGUCAGGGAUGACGGCUUACUUCACACUACUUGUGGAACUCCAAACUAUGUUGCUCCAGAGGUGCUUAAUGAUAGAGGCUAUGACGGUGCAACUGCCGAUUUGUGGUCAUGUGGGGUCAUCCUAUAUGUAUUGCUUGCAGGGUAUUUGCCUUUUGAUGAUUCUAAUCUUAUGACCCUGUAUAAAAAAAUUUCAGCUGCCGAAUUCACCUGCCCGCCUUGGCUUUCCUUAGGUGCCAUGAAAUUGAUUUCUAGAAUCAUGGAUCCGAAUCCUAUGACUCGUAUUACUAUCCCCGAAAUUUUGGAGGAUGAAUGGUUUAAAAAGGGUUUUAAGAGGCCUGUAUUUGAAGAGAAAUACAAUGCAAAUUUAGAUGAUGUGGAUGCUGUCUUCAAGGACUCAGAAGAAUAUCACGUGAUGGAGAAGAGGGAAGAACAGCCAGUGGCUAUGAAUGCGUUUGAAUUGAUUUCAAUGUCGAAGGGACUGAAUCUUGGAAAUCUGUUCGAGGUAGAGCAGGAAUUCAAGAGGGAAACAAGGUUUACAUCAAAAUGCCCCCCCAAUGAAAUCAUCAGUAAAAUUGAAGAAGCCGCAAAACCUCUUGGUUUUGAUGUCCAUACGAAAAACUACAAGAUGAGGCUGGAGAACUUGGAAGCAGGGAGGAAAGGGAACCUUAAUAUCUCUACAGAGGUAUUUCAAGUAGCACCGUCUCUUCAUAUGGUCGAGGUGCGGAAAGCGAAAGGAGAUACCUUGGAAUUCCACAAGUUUUUCAAAAAACUAUCAACGCGCCUCAAGGAUGUUGUUUGGAAAACUGAGGAGGACAUGCAAGACAACAGUCGAGGCUGACGGAAGAAAUUCGUUUCAGUUUUCUACGAGGGUGUAAGGUGUGAAAGAUUAAGUUUCAUCCUCAUCCUCAUCUGUCGAUGUCAGAUGUGGCUUCCCAUUCAGGUAUGUGAUCUAGAUUAAGUGUGAAAUAUGAGAUCGUUGUAACAGAGAUCCUUGGCUCAACGUAUUGAAUUGGAUUGUUGGGAAAAAAAAAAGAAGAAAAAGUUUUAUUCUACUGCAUUUCGAUCUAGAAAAUACAAGGUAUCAGAGUGGUCUUGUUCUACAAUAAUCAUCGGUUUUUGAAUUUUUCCAACAAUGUAAUUGAAUUCUGUUUGGCACUUGAACUAGUUAAAUUGUAGUACUCAGAAUGAGGAUUGAGUAGAACCAUGCAUACGGAUUCCCGUAUUAGAAGAUCAUGUUGUUUCAAUUCCUCCUUGUUGCUAAUAAUGUAAUGAAAGGAUGAAUUGUUUGAGUGUGUGUGGGCAGAUUUAGACAAUUCCUUUCGUUCAGAACGGUUUGUCUAUGUUUAUUUGAUGUGUCCUAUGUAUAUUGGUUUGUCUUAAUUCUUAAAUUAAUGAUGUUUUUAUGAUUC
Magnolia sinica is the source of this 2111-nucleotide messenger RNA. RefSeq names its product CBL-interacting protein kinase 32-like. Gene Ontology annotation, biological process: signal transduction; protein phosphorylation. Gene Ontology annotation, molecular function: ATP binding; protein kinase activity. The transcript is spliced from 17 exons. The record is from RefSeq and is a predicted model, not a curated record. Bases 209 to 1540 code for a protein of 443 amino acids. Lineage: Eukaryota; Viridiplantae; Streptophyta; Magnoliopsida; Magnoliales; Magnoliaceae.